This is a messenger RNA of Ooceraea biroi (clonal raider ant), 429 nucleotides long. RefSeq lists its product as uncharacterized. NCBI's taxonomy places the organism in Eukaryota, Metazoa, Arthropoda, Insecta, Hymenoptera, Formicidae. The record is from RefSeq and is a predicted model, not a curated record. Gene Ontology annotation, molecular function: nucleic acid binding.
AUGAGGGCCAAGGAGCGCGGCAACGUCAGUUCGGAGAGGUUGCAACUGGUGCGUGAAUUACACGCGCCAGCGAGAAGAAACUUUCCUCGCCGUCGCAUGAUCGUGCGCAGAUAUGACGACCUGUGGCAGGCGGAUCUGGUCGACGUGCAAUCGCACGCGCGGCAGAACAAGGGCUACCGCUACAUACUGACGAUCAUCGACGCGCUGAGCAAAUGCCCGCGGAACCUGCAGACCGACGAGGGCAAGGAAUUCUACAACACGCAAGUGCGAGAACUAGCGCGUAAGCGCAGUAUAAAUCACUAUUCCACGCACUCGGUAAUGAAAGCCUCGAUAGUGGAACGCUUCAAUCGUACGCUGAAGAAUGAAAUAUGGAAAGCGUUUACACUCAAUGGAUCGUACAAAUGGGUAGAUUGCUAUCGCGCCUCGUGA